AUGGAAACCUUCAGCGGAUCUUCUGUCUACUCUGCCCAUUCCAACACCCGCUCCUCUUCUUCUUCCUUCAAAUAUACCAAUACAAACCAACACACGCCAACUCGUGAAUCCCAAUCUCCGCGCGACUCUACUUCUCUUCGUUUCCCAGUAGCCCCAACCACCCCCGCAACCGACGAACGGGUAAGUUCUUGGGUCGAGAGCAUUACGCCUGCCAGAAUGUCUGCACCCAGUGAGGAUGGCAGUGCCCUAGGUGAUUCUACCUACGACUUCAUCGACACAGAUACCGAGAGUCAAACCGAUAAUGCAACGACUGAGUCGAUUGCUUCCACCGAUUUCGGACGCCCUGAUGAUAUUGCCAGCUUAGCAGACACAGAGCAAAGCGAUGAUGGUAGCGGGGACGACAAUAGCUCACAGCAGGCUUCGACACAGCCGUUUCCAGGCUUCAACCAAGCCGUCGAAGAUGCCUUCGAGACUCCCACAAUAGGCAGAAGUUCUGCAGUAAUCGUCGAGGAUAUGGAUCGAAUACUUUCUCAGUCGAUCGAGUUCGAGGAACCCUUCAAUCUCGGUGCUGAGAAUGUUUCUGUCAAACAUACAGUUGUUGAGUUUGACGAGGAGGAAACCUCUAGGAUAGCCAAAGAUAUGUCUCUACCAACUCCACCACCACGCUUGGCUGUUACUAUCCGACAAACUAUGACUAAACAAGGUCUUUCUACCCGAGAGCCUCUUCGCAUACUCUACGUUGGUAGUCACUCAGCAAAGCAGGACAUUAUUGUCAAGCUUGCCAGCACAAUUACUGCCUCAAUUGCCGGAGAUAAACGAGCAAAACACAUUCGCGAUUCUGCUUCACAAUUAUACAAUGUUGUCCCGGUUUCGGCGUUUGGCUCUGAGCGUACUCCAGAGAUUGAGCUUAUGCAUUCUUCGGGUUAUCAGAUCAAGGUUGAGGAUUGUUGGUCUGCUCACGCAGUGGACCAUGAGGAUUCUCCUUCUCAUAAAUCCGAGAUCUUCAAAUUGACGACGGAGGAUCGCUCAUACCAAUCCGUGCCGGAAGGGAAAGGCUAUAAAAUCGAACCACAAUGGGAACUCCCUCAUAUUUCAGUCAUAUACUGCUCGGACAGCGAUGACUUGAAUGCCAGACGUACUCGAGCAUAUGCAAGAGAAUUCAUGAAUCGACAUAACAUCCCUUCAAUUGUCAUAUCACAUAAGCAAAUGUUUGACCGCGCUCAGUUUAUGCCUUUGGAUCAACACUCUAUCCAUAUGUGUUUGGAGUCUCGAGACUCGAACGGAAGAAUGAACAUGAUUCAUCAAAGACUCCCAAUCGAUCUUGCCUCUUUCUUGAAUAUCGACGCACGACAAAUGAAUCGAAACCUCGCAUAUCUUACUGGCUUCUACGAACCCCUUGAUGAGGCAGAGGGAUCUGCUUCUGCGAAGGCCAUUGAUGGUGCUCGGACAGACAAGGGACACGCCCAUGGUCUUAGCGGCUUUCUUCAUUCGCUUCGCGAACAGUAUGCAGCUGAUUGGCAAAAAUUUGUCAUGCACGUCGGUUUUGGGUUGCUUCUUUUUACAGUCCUUCCAGCACUCAUGAUGUCCAUUCCGAGCUAUCGGUAUUCAAAUCAACGUACCAUCUCAAUCAAUAGUAAGAUCGUAUCAGAUGUACCCAGCUUCUGCACGACUUCUAUCACAAAUGUAGCGGUUGCGCCCAGUAUAACAGCUGCCACAAGCGUGGCCCAAAUAUCAACCUCCACUCGCACCAUCACUGUUACACAAGCUCAACCAUCAGGACCAAACGGUCUCUCGGUUGUGCCAUCAAAGGAGCUCAGCACUACUUUGCCAAAAGUGCAGAACUCGAAGAGCAAUAAAUCUUUGUGUUCUGCUGAGAUCCUUGGAAACAGAGAAAUCUUGAUUCGCAUUCCUUCAGCAACCAAGUUGACUUGGCUCAAUAAAGAAGCUAUCUCUGUCAAUAUUACCAGAGAUAACUACACCGUGGACACUGAACGUGCCUAUAGCUCCGACGAGGGAAUUGUCUUGCUGUUACCAAAAAAGGAGGCAUACGGCGUGCUUAACAUCACCAUUGUCACUACCAAGAGACCAAAAGUCAACGAGACCUUCAAUCUCGAUUUUGGAGUUACUGCCGUUCAGGCAAUCCAAAAUGUGUUUGGAAAGAUUGCUUCAUUGGGGAUAAGUGCGGAUCCGUUCUCGGAAUUCAUUUCUUCUGCCGACAAACUGGUUGAAGAUGCACGAAUGAAAUCACAGGCUACCUUGAAUCGGCUAGAGGGCGCCAGAAAACUUGCCGUGGAACAAGCAUCAUCUGCUUCAGGGAGCCUUACUGGACUGGCUAAAUCGAUGUCCUCGGAGACUGCUAAGCGUAGCGCUCAGAUUUCAAAGGAAGUUAGUCUUCAGCUUGCAGAAGAAAUGCAGAAAUUGAACAAAAUCCAAGAACCCAUUAACAACGGUAUUUUAUCGGCCCAGGUCCAAUCGAAGUUACUCUGGCUCAAGAUGCAAGGCAAGCAGGAUGAGUAUGCUAGGUACCAAAAUGCUGCCUAUGAAGCCAUUCGAAACAAGCGCCAGGAAGCUCGCAAGGCUCAGAAGGAGGCAUUGAAGGGAAAGUUCAACCGGGUGAAGGAUCAGGCAAUGAAAACUGUACAGAAAUCUGGACUGUCGAAGAAGAGUUGUUCCGGGAAGAAGCAGAAGGCUUGA
Molecule: messenger RNA, 2694 nt
Organism: Hymenoscyphus albidus
Lineage: Eukaryota; Fungi; Ascomycota; Leotiomycetes; Helotiales; Helotiaceae
Source: the annotation of a GenBank genome assembly